Molecule: messenger RNA, 2361 nt
Organism: Anolis sagrei ordinatus
Lineage: Eukaryota; Metazoa; Chordata; Lepidosauria; Squamata; Anolidae
Gene: MTMR9
Product: myotubularin related protein 9
Biological process (GO): phosphatidylinositol dephosphorylation; negative regulation of autophagy
Cellular component (GO): membrane; cytoplasm
Molecular function (GO): phosphatidylinositol-3-phosphate phosphatase activity
Source: RefSeq, a predicted model, not a curated record
CUGUGGUUGCUGUAGUUUUCUUCCCUCCCUUCCUCAACAUCCGGGGUACCAAUUGGGAGCUCUUCCUGCCCCUUCUUGGCAACAGAGAGAGGAGGAGGAGGAGGAAGGAGUGGGAUUGCUCUUGGCCCCUUCCUCCCUCCCUCUGGAAGAGGGCUCCUCCCUUGGCUGGAAGGCUUCCUUGAGGCCCCCCCUCUUCCCAUGGAGGCUGGAAGCCCCCUCUGACACCUCCCAAAAAAGGCAAGAAUUUGGAUUCAGCCACAAUGACCUCUCCCUGGCGGUUACAUUUCCACUGAUAUAAUCUCAGAGAGCAGGAUCUCCUGUGGAAGUGGCCAAGGACUUUGAAUUGCACCUUCCUGACUUGCCGGCAGGUUUUGGGGAUAACCAUGGAGUUUGCUGAGCUGAUCAAGACACCCAGGGCUGACAAUGUGGUCCUCCAUCGCCCCUUCUACCCAGUGGUGGAGGGGACCCUAUGCUUGACAGGCCAUCACCUUAUCUUCUCUUCCCGUCGGCAGGACAACGUUGAGGAACUCUGGCUUUUGCAUUCCAACAUUGAUUCCAUUGAAAAACGUUUCAUUGGCUCUUUGGGCACCAUCAUUGUCAAAUGCAAAGACCUGCGGAUCAUUCAGCUGGACAUCCCAGGCAUGGAGGAGUCUUUGAACAUAGCGAGCUCCAUUGAGGCACUAUCUACCUUGGAUUCCAUCACUCUGAUGUAUCCUUUCUUUUAUCGACCCAUGUUUGAAGUUGUGGAAGAUGGGUGGCAUUCCUUCUUGCCUGAGCGGGAAUUUGAGCUGCUCAGUUCAGUCACAAAUGAAUGGCGGUUGAGUUACAUCAAUAAGGAUUUCUCUGUCUGCUCAUCCUAUCCACCCAUUGUCACUGUUCCUAAGUCAAUCGAUGAUGAGUCUCUCUCGAAAGUUGCCUUGUUUCGCCUUGGGGGACGCUUCCCGGUCCUCAGUUAUUACCACAAGAAAAACGGGAUGGUGAUGAUGCGCAGUAGCCAACCACUUACAGGAACCAAUGGGAAGCGGUGCAAAGAAGAUGAGAAGCUGAUCAAUGCCACUUUGAGGGCAGGCAAGCGUGGCUACAUCAUUGACACACGGGCCCUGAACGUAGCCCAGCAAGCCAGAGCCAAAGGCGGAGGCUUCGAGCAGGAAGUGCAUUAUCCUCAGUGGCGAAGGAUCCACAAGUCCAUAGAGAGGUACAACAUUCUUCAGGAGAGCCUCAUUAAGCUCGUGGAGGCCUGCAAUGACCAGUCGCAUAACAUGGAUCGCUGGCUGAGCAAACUAGAGUCGUCUAACUGGUUGACCCACAUCAAAGAGAUUCUGACCACAGCUUGCUUGGCUGCUCAAUGCAUUGACAGGGAGGGCGCAUCAGUCUUAGUCCAUGGGACAGAAGGCACCGAUUCAACACUGCAAGUGACCUCUCUGGCCCAGAUUAUCUUGGACCCCAGGUGUCGAACCAUCCGUGGUUUUGAGGCUCUCAUUGAGAGAGAGUGGCUACAGGCCGGCCACCCGUUCCAGCAGCGCUGCGCUCAGUCCGCUUAUUCAAACAGCAAGCAGAAAUGGGAGGCGCCCGUCUUCUUGCUCUUCUUGGACUGCGUCUGGCAGAUCCUCCGCCAGUUCCCUUGCUCCUUUGAGUUUAACUACCAAUUCCUCCUCAUGCUCUUUGAACAUUCCUACGCCUCCCAGUUCGGCACUUUCCUGGGCAACAACGAAAACGACAGGUGUAAACUCAAGCUGCCACAGAAGACGAUGUCCCUGUGGUCCUGGGUGAAUCGGCCAGAAGAGCUCAGCCGGUUCAAGAACCCCCUCUUUGAGGCCAACAGCCUUGUCAUCUGGCCUUCAGUGGCCCCCCAGAGUCUGCAGCUCUGGGAAGGAGUGUUCCUCCGCUGGAAUCGGUCCUCCAAGUUUCUGGACGAAUCCUACGAAGAAAUGAUCAACAUCAUCAAGUACAACAAGGAACUCCAAGUGAAAGUCAACAUGCUGAGGAGGCAGCUGGCCGAACUGGAGACGGACGACAGCACGCAGGACGAUGGGAUAUCUGAGAGUCCCUGAGGUCUUCAUCUCAUUCCAGCUCAGUUGGGCAAGUGGUCUCCAAACGCAUUUGAGCACUAAACACCCACCAGAUCUGCAUGCGCUCAAGCUCCUUCUUUGGUGCAGUUGAGUUGAACUUUUUCCCCCUUUUGUUUUUUGGCUUCACUGUUCCUCACUUGGCACUGUAAUCACACCCUCCGUUUAGGAUGGGAAUGCGUGGUUUCCUUUAUUUUUUGUUCGUGUUGUUUACAGGAGCAAACUCUUGAUUUAAUCCAAGCCACUGCCUUAUUCCGGCAGCAUUUCUCAUCUCUAAUAAACUGUGCACCUGUGA